CCGAGGGACAGCGACUCAGACCAGCCUUAGGAUCAUGGCAGCACUCGAGCUAAGGUCAACAUUUGCAAAGCAUCUCGACGUGGAGGCACUCUACAAGACAGACCCACCAAAGUUUGGACAUGAUAUGCACAAAGUAUUUGGGUUCGAUCCCAAGUAUAUCAAUCUAAAUCAUGGAUCUUAUGGCUCUCUCCCGCUCCCAGUGAGAGCAGAAUGCGACAGGCUCACAUCCGAAAUCGAGUCAAGUCCUGAUAGAUUUCUCCGUCUGAUUGGCAUAAAUCACCUCAACGAAGUGCGCGAGCGCAUCGCCAAAUUCAUAGGUGCCAAUACAGACGAAAUCGUCAUCGUGAAUAACGCUUCCCAUGGGAUCGGUACUAUCUUGAGAAACAUCGAAUGGCACAAAGGCGACAUCAUCCUUGGAACGACGACGACCUAUGGUGCGGUCUCUCAAGCGAUCAAAUAUCUCGCUGAUAUCCCACCCAAUCCUGAUAUUUCAACCUUCAAUCUCCAGUUUCCUAUCUCUCACUCGGAGAUUAUAAUUGCGUUCCGUGAACACAUCCGCAAGCUCACUCAACGCCCCGAUGCUCAGGAUUAUCCUGAGCGAAAGACAGUUGCGGUAAUCGAUAGUAUUGUCUCAAACCCAGGUGCUCGUCUUCCAUGGAAGGAGAUGGUUAGUAUCUGUAAGGAAGCUGGGGUAUGGACAGUAGUGGAUGCUGCCCAUUCCAUUGGACAAGAGCCCAACAUCAAUUUGUCAGAGGCACAACCGGAUUUCUGGGUGUCUAAUUGUCACAAAUGGUUGUUAUCCAAGCGUGGCUGCGCAGUCCUCUAUGUACCGCAUAGAAAUCAACAUAUCAUCAAAUCUCCAAUACCCACACCAGUCACAUACCUAUCUCCUCACGAUGAAGAUUAUCAUGGCCCUGAACUAUUUACAAAGAUGUUCGAAUGGACUGGGACGAUUGAUUUCGUGCCCUACUUCAGUGUCACAGCAGUUUUUGACUUCAGGAAAUGGAUAGGAGGAGAAGAAAAGAUAUACGAAUAUUGCCAUAAUCUUGCCUUGACAGGCGGAAAGCGUCUCGCACAAAUCAUGGGAACAAGCGUGAUGGAUGAGGAUGGAGAGCUAACGUAUAACAUGGUCAAUGUAGAACUCCCUAUACCAGGGACCAUCCAACCCACCAGUGAAAUCGAUGCUUUGAUCAAAACAAGGUUGUUGUUGGAUCGGAAUAUGUACGCAGCACAUUUCCACCAUAACGGGAAGUGGUGGACCAGAUGUAGCACUCAAAUCUGGAACGAGAUAUCCGACUUUGAGGCCUUAGGGGAGGCAUUCAACGAUAUUUCGCUUGAAGUCGUAAAGUCUGCUGGCAAUCAGCAUGUUACUUGUACAACAGAUAACAGGUGUAUUGUAUCGUGAACGUUAGCUCUCGAGAGUUCUAAUUUCACGAAGGCCAACCUCUUGACCGUUGCAGACUCACAGUAUCGUUAUCGAUAGCGCACAUAGUCCGCUUCGCAAGCCCACGAAAUUUUAUAAGAACUUACUUAUCAAUGAGUCGAGUUUGUGUACACGAGCCUGACAGUAUCCCUUCUCAUAAUCCUUGUUAAUAGGAUAAGCAGGGACUACAUGCGACAUCUAUACUAUAACGUUUGUUUCAUAUGUCCUGUCUAUAUUUUCAUACUUUUCUGGCUUAUUAAAACCCUAUUCAUUCCACUCGUCGACUCUUCCUCCUCCUAUAAAAGCUCCUAUAAACAAUCCUUUCCAAGUCUAACGAAGCUAGAAUGCAGAUUAUUCGUACAGUUCC
Messenger RNA from Serpula lacrymans var. lacrymans S7.9, 1790 nucleotides. RefSeq lists its product as uncharacterized. The transcript is spliced from 10 exons. The coding region runs from base 35 to 1405 and encodes 456 amino acids. The record is from RefSeq and is a predicted model, not a curated record. Lineage: Eukaryota; Fungi; Basidiomycota; Agaricomycetes; Boletales; Serpulaceae.